CAACAGAUCCUGAGAGAAGAAGGGUUUCUUGAGAUGGAUAUUCCGUACACAGACAACUCCAACUGUGUGAUGGUUAUUGACUCCAGCGUCUCUGUUUUUGCUAUUCUCAAUGAGGAAUGUCAACUUAAGCGUGAUGUGAAGGAAGAAGAGGCCUGCAGUCGCAUCUGCAAUGCCUUGGAGAAUUCAGGUGUUGUUAGUAAACCACCUUUCCACCGGCCAAUACCUGGCUUUAUUAUCAAGCACUAUGCUGGGCCUGUCCAGUAUGAGGCACAUGGCCUUCUACACAAGAAUAAGGAUGAGGUUCCACAUGAAGUUUUAGAAUUGCUGGCUGUUAGCAGUAAUAACUUUAUUGAAGAAUUAUUAUCCACACUCAACAACACAGACCCUGAGUUUGGCAGACGAACUACACGCAAGAUUACAACUCUGGCAAAAUUCAAAUCUUCAUUAGAUUCAUUAAUGAAAACUUUGUCAGUUUGUGAUCUACAUUAUGUACGCUGCAUAAAGCCAAGUGUGAGAGGCCUGACAGGGCGAGUGGAUGAAGAUUACAUGAUGCAGCAACUGCGGGCUUGUGGAGUCAUUGAGACAGUGUGUAUCAGUCAGGCUGGUUACCCAGUUCGUGUAUCCUAUACGGACUUUAUCAAGAGGUAUGGAGAUAGACAAGGAGUGUCUGAUGUUCUUCCUGCUUCCAUAAAGUUGGCCAAAUCAGUAUUGUCAUCAACAGAAGAAAACAUUGAUCUUCUAUGCAGGUUUGGCCGCACUCGAGUAUUUUUAUCAGAAAGUGCUCUUCAUGCUUUGGAGAAAGUUCGUCAUGAGAAAAGGACUCAAGCAGCCACUUCCCUACAGAAAUGUUGGAAAGGUUAUCAGUCCUGGAGGAAGUUCAAGCUACUUAAACAGGCAUCCUUAGUUGUCCAAAGAAAUAUAAGGACAUGGCUGGCAAAGAACAGAUACAAGAAAUUAAAGUGUGCUUGUGUGGUGAUCCAGAAAAAUGUAAGGAGAUUCAUCAAGUAUCAGAAAUACCAGAGAUUAUGCAAGGCAACUAUAAUAAUUCAAAGCUACUUUAGAGGCUGGGUAGCAAGAAGAAAUUUUGAAACGUUAAGACAACAAGGAGAAGUUAGACCAUAUUCCAGUCAAUCAUGUAUGUCAAUGAAUAGCUUGGGUUAUUCUAGUUUGACUACAUCAGCAUCAAGCUACAGUUUUCAUCCAUCCCUGCUUGAUGUAAGCCCUUCAGAAAUAAGAUUUGGCCAUCUGGGAGCUAUGAGUUUAAGUGUAGAUAUAUUAAACUCUUAUGUGUCACCUCAGCAUCAACAGCGUUUACUUGAAACAGAAGAAUCAGGUAUAGAAACUGACACAGAGAGCAUCAAUGGUGACUCUGGUGCCAGCAGGCCACGGAAACUGCGCAGAAGGGCACAGCUACAAAGCCUAAUGCAGACUAGAGCCAGGGUUCAUCACACAGCCAGUGACGAAUCUCUAGUAGACUCCCCUGACAAAGCCCCUACCUCUUAUGGUGCUGAAGCAAGAGAAAAUGUCAUUGGUUCAAUUAAAACAGAUUCUGAUCAUCUAAAAGGGCAUGGAGAGAGCGUGAAAGUUUGUCAGAUAUCAAAAACUAGUAAAAGACAUUGCACAGAUAAUAUAACAAGGAAAGGAAAACCAUUGCCCUCUGAGGUUCAACAGAAAAUGCGUGUUGCAACUUUAAAAAGUAUUCAAGAAAUUACUGGUGUUCUGAAAACUUGUUCACCUUCUGAGGAUCUACAGAUAGUCUUACUGAAGCAAAGUCUUUCAUUGUUCUUCAAGAGUGGUGUGCUUUCCUACAGACGAAUGCCAGUGGUUACCAUUAAAUUCCACACACGGCCUACCUGCUUGCCAUUCUCCUAUCACCUACCCCAUCAUGAGCAGCCACAAGGACUGUGGGAAGCUCUGCCUUAGUAGCACCCUCCAUGAACUGAAUGACGAUGUAUUUGCCCAAGACUUGCCUUACAAUGAACCAUCUUAGACACACAAGUAGAUGAAUAGCAACUUGAACUGUUUUUACAACUGGGAUUGAGCUACACAAAUAAGUAUAUAAGUAUUUUUAAUGUUCAUUACAUCACUAUUUUAGUCAUAUUCUUUUAACUUUAAUGCAGUAAAUAGAAAAGGGAAACAUCAAAUAUAAAGUUUAGAAAACAUAAAAGUGCAGUUCAAGUUUGAAUUCAAGUAAUAUCUGAAGUUUCUACAUUAUGGUAAAUGAUCUAUACCAUUUGUUGAUUUUUUUUUUAAUAUUUUAAUUUUUAUAUAGGCAUUUGUUUAUAUUUUAUGCCCAUUAGUCUUGCUAAGUGAAUUUGUUAGAAAACUUUAUAAGGCAGUUUCUUGAGCAACACUGCUUUAUGGUAGUGCAGGGCAUUCCCUCAUUCAUAGUGACAAGUACAUAUUGUGUAACAAUUUAAAGUGUUAGUGAAAUUACCUUGUAAAAUUAUAUAACUCUGAGGUUGUCUGCUAAGGUAAAGUUGGGAGCAUAUGCUACAGCCUGUCAUAGCGGUAUUCGUCUUUGUCCUGUUGACCCUUUGAGCCUAUGAUGGAAAAGAACCCAUUAACCUGACAGUUCCAGUGUAACAUCUUGGUUACCACAGUUUACCUUCCCACGGUACCCAUUUAUCAACUAUUCCAAAAGGAAGGAUGAUCAGCUGGAUGGGCUACCAUCAACUGCCUAGGCUGGUAUUUGAACCCAGGCCUGCAGAUUUGUAGUUAGGGACACUAACCACUGCAGCAGAGUUGCAGUGCUAAGCAGUGUAGAGGAUUAAAGCAGUGGUUCCUAACUUUUCUACUACCACAUCCCUUCUAGGAAUAGGUCCUCCUACACUCUAUGCUCCCUAUGUAGAGAAAGAUAAAAUUCCCUCCCAGAUUUAUUAAACUGAUAAGCCCAAGUAGUCCAUUGAAAACUAAACUUGGUAAAAGUGAUAGGUACAUUUGCUUGUUUUCAUAAACCUCUCAAUAUUAUCCCACCCCCCUUGUUAAGAUAAUAAUAAAUAUAAUUGGAGUAAUUCCAACAUUUCCCCCUGGGCUUGUGCCCCCUUGGAAAUUACUAAUGCUAUACUAAGGGGGUGCACAUGGAGAGAUGGCAACAAGAUUCAAGUUCUUUUCUUUCACCUUGUUUCAUCUGGCAUGUUGUCUUAUAAUCAGGUACUUUCAUUGUUUAUAACGAUCACAUGAUAGGUGCUAGGCUCGAGAUAUAGUCCCAAAUAUUAAGCUGUGGCAAUAAUAAGACUAGGCUGAACCAGGCCUACUUAAAGUUGUAAAAUAUUAGUUCCCAACAUUUCAGGUGCUUUUUGCAGGAAUGCAGUGUUGCAAAGAUCACAUAAAAGAGUAUGACAUUGGUAGUCAAAAGAAAGUAUUACUGUCAUAUUUACACCAUCAAGAUGAGCACUGCAUUUGUGACCAACUGAUAAAAUUAAUGUCAACUGUUUCCAUUCUGGAUCCAGAAAACAAAUUACCCAGCCAUACCAUCUGGAUUAGCUGUGACUAAUACACUACAAGGUUCACUUCACUAUUUUAUAAUUUUAUUUAUUUAUAUGUUACUGAUUUUUAUGUUCAGUUAAAUGUUGCUUUGGUCUGGUGUCAUUGGCUUAAGAAGUCAAGUUAAAAGUCAAAGCAUUGUCUGUCACAUAAAUAUAAAGAAUGUCUAAGUCUUUGAAAGAUGUUCCCUAGUGUCAGUAAAAGUUCAAACUAAAUUAGGUAGGUUUUGAUAAACAGACAGCUAAUAUUUCUGCAGUAUUAAAUGGUUAGAGUAUGUUGCCAUGUACUUACAUAUCUAUUUUCAGGUAAACCUGCUGAAAAGUAUAACAUGAAAUGUAUUUUAAUUUUUGCAUUUUUAGUACAGUACUGUCUCCAGGAUUGCGAGUUUCAAGUUUGCGAUUCACCGAGUUUGCAAUAGGGACCCCAAAAAUUUGAUUUUUAUUGAAAACUGAAAUUGCGAUAUGACCCGAAAGGAAAAGGCUGCUAAAACUUU
Eriocheir sinensis (Chinese mitten crab) is the source of this 3979-nucleotide messenger RNA. RefSeq names its product unconventional myosin-XIX-like. Gene Ontology annotation, cellular component: vesicle; actin cytoskeleton; myosin complex. Gene Ontology annotation, molecular function: ATP binding; microfilament motor activity; actin filament binding. The record is from RefSeq and is a predicted model, not a curated record. The transcript has 9 exons. Gene Ontology annotation, biological process: actin filament organization; vesicle transport along actin filament. Bases 34 to 1923 code for a protein of 629 amino acids. NCBI's taxonomy places the organism in Eukaryota, Metazoa, Arthropoda, Malacostraca, Decapoda, Varunidae.